Stegastes partitus (bicolor damselfish) is the source of this 3552-nucleotide messenger RNA. It is a transcript of the gene tmx3b, whose product is annotated as thioredoxin related transmembrane protein 3b. The coding region runs from base 40 to 1401 and encodes 453 amino acids. Lineage: Eukaryota; Metazoa; Chordata; Actinopteri; Pomacentridae. The record is from RefSeq and is a predicted model, not a curated record. The transcript has 16 exons. Gene Ontology annotation, cellular component: cell surface; endoplasmic reticulum.
GCCGCUGUAUUUCCUGCUUUGCUGUUUCCACUCGAAGCGAUGGCAGAAGUGAAGGCUUCCCUGAUUUGUGGAGUUGUAGCGGCUUUCCUAAGUUCGGCUGUGCUUGCAUUUGUUGAAGAUCUAGAUGACACAUUUAAAGACACUAGAGUGAAUGACAUCUGGCUGGUUGAUUUCUAUGCUCCGUGGUGCGGCUACUGUAAAAAACUCGAGCCAGUAUGGUACGAUGUGGGAGUGGAGCUGAGGAGCUCGGGGUCGCCGGUACGUGUGGGAAAGAUGGAUGCCACCGCUUACUCUGGAAUGGCGUCGGAGUUUGGCGUUCGCGGUUACCCAACAAUAAAACUGUUAAAGGGUGAUCUCGCCUACAAUUACAAGGGACCGAGGACAAAAGACGACAUCGUAGAGUUUGCCAACAGGGUGGCAGGACCGGCCGUCCGAGCUCUUCCCAGCAAGCAGAUGUUUGAGCACAUGAUGAAGCGACACGAUGUGCUUUUCGUGUACGUCGGUGGGGAGUCUCCCCUUAAAGAGAAGUACAACGACGUAGCCUCUGAGCUCAUUGUUUAUACUUACUUCUUCUCCGCUUCAGAGGAUGUCUUGCCAGAGUCAAUGUCUUUGCCAGAGCUUCCUGCAGUCGUAGUGUUUAAGGACGGAGCCUACUUUACCUAUGAUGAGUACGAGGACGGCAGCCUGUCAUCGUGGGUGAACAAGGAGCGCUUCCAAGGAUACCUUCAGAUCGACGGCUUUACGUUGUAUGAGCUUGGAGAAACAGGCAAACUGGUGGCGAUUGCAGUCAUCGAUGAGAAGGACCCCACAGAGGAGAGCGGCAGAUUAAAGGCCUUGAUUCAGAGGGUGGCGAAGGAAUACAGAGAACAUUUUAACAGAGACUUCCAGUUUGGCCACAUGGAUGGGAACGACUACAUUAACAGCCUCAUUAUGGGCGAGGUGACGGUGCCCUCCGUUAUCAUCCUCAACACAUCCAACGAGCAGUACUUCCUGCCCGGCGAGCCGAUCGAGACCAUGGAGCAGCUGGUCCAAUUCAUCAGCGGCGUUUUGAACGGUUCUGCACAGGCAUAUGGAGGUGAUGGCAUCAUUCAGAGGAUCAAACGCGUGGCCUUUGAUGCCAGGUCCACUAUUAUGUCAGUGUUUCGCAGCUCUCCUCUGCUGGGCUGCUUCCUGUUCGGCCUACCGCUGGGCGUAAUUAGCCUGAUGUGCUACGGCAUCUGCACAGCUGAGUCGGAUGAUGGCUCGGAUGACAUGGACGCGCUCAAGAGGGAGGGCCUGACUGACGAAGAGGAGGAAGAAGAGGAGGAGAGGCAACGCGCCGCCGAGCUGGAGGGCCCCGACGAAGGCGAGGAGGAGGAGGAUGUCGGAGAGAAGGAUCCCGAAGAGAAGAAAACCGAUUAACACAGGGGCACCCGCCACAUAGAGGAUGAUAGGCCUAGUCAAAUGCAGUGACAUGAAACUCAAAGACAUAUCAAUGUAUUACUGUUCUGCUUCUUUGUUUUUCAUCUCACUUCCCCUCAAAGCCCCUCUAGCACAGACUUUUUUUUUUUUCCUCUCCUUCCGCCUUUAAGUUCUGUGUGUCAGUGUGUAAGGUCGGCUGCUCGGUGAAGCCAGUGAAUUACAUUAAAGCUAACAGCCUUUUUAAUGAUGGAGUGUAAACGCAGUGCUCAUGAGAAGAAGGGAUGGCUGUGAACCAAACAUACCACCUUAUUUAUUUUUGAACCAGUGGUCUAUUCCAUGUGAUGUGCGACACUCACUCUGACGUUGUUAGGUUGUUGUUUUGAAACCACUUGAACGCCCUUGUCUUUUUUUUGGUCAACUGUUUUGAUUCUAAUUUACUGUAAUAUCCUGCAGUCGUAGAAAAAAAAAGAUAACUCUUGCCUUUAAAACAUAGUAGAAAACGAACACACUGAAGCAUUUUGUUUACCUCUACCCCCUAUCCCAAAGCUUAUGUAAUUAACGCACGUAGAAUGAAAAGGAAGUGCCCAAGAAGGAAAAUCUGCCAUAAAUGAAAUGUGCUUUUUCUUUUUUUUUGUCUAUUGUAUGUUAUUGCCUGAAAAUAUUCCCCCUUUUUCUUCUUCUCGGGGUGCAAAGUGCUGAGACGGUCAUGCAUUUCAUCUUAUCUCUCUGCCAGACACCUGUUUGUGUCCAUUUUUGCUGAAAGAUGAUGAAAAGAGCUGGGUUGGUAAUUGGUGUCAGUCUCUCUGAUACCAAAAAAAAAAUAAAAAGGCAGACGGACAUACUUUUUUUUUUUUCAACCUAUUUCCACCCAACAUGACCACCCCUGCUAAAAGAUUCCUUGUAUAGAUGGGUUGUAUCUGUCUAGAAAAGCCAUAACAUGCAUCAGUAGCUCCCGUGGCUCUUAACAACUCAGGCAGGCCCUGUCUGUUUCCAUAUUUCAGUCUGUCCUCCAUCACUGGUUUCUAUAUUGAAUUCACUAGGCAGGUUGAAGUUUACAUCCCAACGCAGUGAGACCAACGCUGAGAAUAUAGAAUAUUAGGACUGUGUUCCCGCUACUGAGGUGGGCCCCCUCUUUUUGUUACAACCUACUGUUAGUCUGUCAGUUAGUCUUAAGGCUUAGAAAUCCUUCUCUAUCCUAUUUUUCUAUCCCAGUGACUAAAGUGUAUGUAAUAGCUCAAUACAAGUAGGGGUUAUGGCUUCCUCUUUAAAGCUGGGGUAGGCAGGGUUUUUGGGGCGUAACUCAACAAAAAGUAUGUGCGAUCUAUUGUAAUUCAAGUGGUCUGAGAAGAAACCAGACCUCCUUGCUGCAUUAUAAGAGCAACAAAGUCCACGGAGAGAACAGGAUGAUGUUUUGCAACGUGUCAGACGGAAAUGUUUCACUCGAGAGGCUUUGGUUGCGUUUAUUUUUAUUAUUUUCUUUGCCUACUUCAGCUUUAAUUAAAGAGGACAACCUGUUCCACAAAAAGAGCAAAUGAUCCCCCCUCCCCGAAGAUCUGUUACAACCUGUUUUCUUUUUGUUGUUGUUGUAUUUUUUUUUAAUGGUAAAUGCACAGUACAGUGCACCUUAUUGGAUUUUGGGGUCCGGUGAGGCAAGCUGAAGCACCUGAAGACAUGUUUCACCAACUUGAGUGUUUAGAAAGUAGAUUCUUAAUUCGUACAAAACUAUCCGGUUAUUUUUUUGGGGGGAAAUACGAUUAUUUGGUUCGUUGCCAAGAUGAGAACGUGGAUCCUGUUAGCAGCUUUAGCAUAGAGACAGGAAACGGGGGUAAACAGCUGAGGUCCAGAGCAAACAAAUUCUGCCAAACAGCACCCAACAUACACCACUUUCAUCGCGCUGUUGUAGCUCGGUCAGUUGAUGGACGUAGGCACCUCGACAUAAAGCACACCUGCUGUUUUUAACAUACAGAGGUUAUCUGUAUUCUUACUGUGAAACUGCACUAAAGGAAACCAUGCCCUCGCCUUGCCUUCUGGUCUUUGUAGUUGCCUGCCAUUCUCUGCCAAACUUCCUCUUCGGGUUUGAAUUGAGAUUGUCACACUUUAUUACAGGUUUGAAAGAUUGAAAUAAAGAUUGUCCUCUUUUUUUCUUGUUGA